UGCAUGCGUCUGUAUGUCUUUUGUGUGGAACACAAAGCUCUUGAGUAAUGUUGAGUGUUAGCUACCGGCAUCAAUGUGACCUAAAGUGAGCUCUCUGACUAGGACUGGACGCUCGAUGUGAAGGUUGGAGCUAAACGUUGUAUCGCCAGACUCAGAAUGGCUGGAUGAACGGGAAAAAGCAUCAUGCUUAUGUUUCUACCAUGGUCAGUACUCAGCCUUUGGUUAAUACUGUCUGUUGUUGCAGAGGAGGAAUAUGAUUGUCAAGAAGACCUCCCGCAACAAUGUACUCCUGACAUCGAUGGGCUGGGAUUCAGUGUGUAUAACAGUGACAAUGGGAUUAUGAAACUUAACCAAUCACAUUGCAUUGAUGAGAAAAAUCCAUCUCUCCCAGACGGCCUUCGGCCUAUAAAUACCAGUUGUAUUGUGGAGAGGCAGAAAAAUCUAAAUAUCAGCUGGGAUUCAAGUGGUCUUCCAGGACAUGCUCAGUAUUCCAUUUCCUAUCUCUGUGCCCUUUCCCAUAGAUUUUGCAGUAGUAGUGAUGAGGAGAUCAUUAAGAUACACAACAAACAUGUCCAAGGCUCAUUUCACCACACACUGAUUCCAGGCCAGACGGAUUAUAUAACUUUGCUACUCAACGUGUCCUUCCCAGACAUAUGGUACAUUCAGACACAGCAUUGGAAAGUCUGUGCUGUUGAAAAACUGGAUCCUCUUCAAGUAAAUGUGACAAUUCAGUCAAAUCAGUUAUACCUUGAAUGGGAUCUGCCUAAAAGUCGAUCAACAGAAAACCCUAAAUGCUUUGAGUAUGAAUUGAAGGUCAAUGAUGAGGUCAGAAAAUUCGAUGGCAUUCAGCAUUAUAAAGAGCCAAAUUUGGAUCCAACCCAGAAGCACAAAAUCAAAAUUAGAGUAAAGAAGACGAGUUUAUGCUGUGAUCCUGGAGAUACUUGGAGUGACUGGACUGUUAUAGAUUUGCACAAAUCCGCAGACAUCCCAUUAGACAUCCAUAUUGGGGUGAUCAUUGCUAUUGCUCUUGGACUUCCCAUGAUCCUCUUGGCUAUAUUGCUUCUCUGCAAAUUCCAAAGGGUUUUUGAUAAAAUGUUCCCACCAAUCCCAGGCCCAUCCAUCAAGAUUAAAGGCCUGCUUGAGAAAGACAUCACAUCUCAGAUCCUGUCUCACAAAUGUGUGGAAGAGGUCACUGAGGUGGAAGUAAAGGAGAAUGAGGAGGAAGAGGAGCACUGGUGAGAAGGUGCUGCGUGUGCCACUAAAAGGUGGGGCAGUUUUUCCAGAGAAGGACAACAGUAUAGUUGACAGAGCGGAACUGCUUUGGACAAUGAGCAAAGUCUUUUCAACCUUUGCAUGUACGUUCCUCAUUCCUUUUCCUCCAUUUUGAGGAUCUUACUGAAGACUGCAAACUGGGCUGUUUUUUGUGCUGUCUUUGACAACUUUUAUCUUCUAUGUUGUAUUUGUCAAUUGUACAUUUACUCUGGAGGAGCUCGCAAUACCAGUAACAUUUCAGCAUGUGUGCCUGUGCAUUGUUGAUAUGGAUGAUAUGAGAUACUGUGAAGUAAAUCUUGUUCUACU
Sardina pilchardus (European sardine) is the source of this 1578-nucleotide messenger RNA. RefSeq lists its product as uncharacterized. Gene Ontology annotation, cellular component: external side of plasma membrane. The transcript is spliced from 12 exons. NCBI's taxonomy places the organism in Eukaryota, Metazoa, Chordata, Actinopteri, Clupeiformes, Clupeidae. Bases 184 to 1239 code for a protein of 351 amino acids. The record is from RefSeq and is a predicted model, not a curated record. Gene Ontology annotation, biological process: cytokine-mediated signaling pathway. Gene Ontology annotation, molecular function: cytokine receptor activity.